Molecule: messenger RNA, 1415 nt
Organism: Homarus americanus (American lobster)
Lineage: Eukaryota; Metazoa; Arthropoda; Malacostraca; Decapoda; Nephropidae
Product: small integral membrane protein 14-like
Exons: 5
Coding region: 165-476 (103 amino acids)
Cellular component (GO): endoplasmic reticulum
Source: RefSeq, a predicted model, not a curated record
AGGGAGUUAUGUGUGUGUGUGGCUGGCCUGUGGUGGUGUGUCAGCUGUGUUUGUAAAUACUGUGUAGGAGGGAACCUGGCAACCAUUACCCCUCCAAUAUUUGGCCCUCUAGCUUUAUCCUCAUAGAGUUGUACAAUUCCAACACAUAUUUAAAUUUAUUCAUCAUGGCAGAUGGAGGUUUUGAUCCAUGUGAGUGCAUCUGGAGCCAUGAAAUGGCCAUGAGGCGGCUCCUGUCCCUGUUGCGACAAUCACAGAGCUACUGUACAGAUACUGAAUGUUACAAUGAGUUUCCGAGACCAACCCCUACCCAAGAUGUAAGCUCUGACGGCAUGAUGUUUAUGGCCAUGAUGUGGGCACUGCUUGCUGUAGCCCUCUUCUUCAUGCGUCCUUCAUCGUUACGUUCUAAUCCUGAUGCCAAGCCUGCCAACAGCAACCAGGAUGGUGGUUCUCCCCCUGCACCCCCAACAGCCAAUUAACAAUUUGUAAAGUCACCUGGCCAGCCUCAAUGAUACCCUCAUCCUUAAGUGACCUUUUCCUUGGUUCCCACACUUGUUGAAUAAAACAGCAAGAAUCCUACUUCAUGUUGUAAUCAGGUCUUGGUAAUUGCAGGCUAUGAUAACAAGUAGUCAGUGACCAUGGGAAAUUAUAAAAUCAAACCAGUGCUGCCUGUGUUUUUGGUGCAUAAUACUGGUAUUUAGUUGUUAUGAUAGAUCUAUGUUGUAAUGCAGUAUAGCUGUGCAAAACUAGAUCUUUAUGCAGAGUGAAUAUCUUAGAUUAAAAAAUCCUUAUAAAGGAAAAAUAUACUGUUUAGCUUUAUUGGAGGAUUCAUAUAAAUUUUUUAUGGAGUUUUUGUAUUACAGUAACUAAAUAUCUUGUUAUAUUUCAACAUUGUAGCAUACCUAGUUAUAUGAGGUAAUCCUGGUGUAAAUGUAGGAUCAACUUGUGUAUUUUUUACAAUUGGAAAAAAAAAAUCUCAGUUUUGUUAUAGAUCAUCUGUAUAAAGAAUGUCACUGGCAAGAGCUUUCUUAUAGCUGUUCAAAGGUUUCAAGUAUCUGAAUAAAAAUUUAGUUUCAAAUAUGUACAUGCUAUAACAUCUAAUGGCCAGGGUUGUAAUUUAGAUUGAUGAGGUUUAUAAAGGAAGUUGAUAUGUAAUAUUUGAAAUACUGAUUAUUGUUCUUAUUAUCAUUUAAAGUUUUGAAACAUUGUGGAUGGGAUGGUGGGUCAUUAUAUUUUAAUGUUUCUUAGUUUUUUCUUAUGACAACACUCACUAUCUUAUAUUUAUAAAAGAUCUUUGAAAUCUAAAAAGAUGAUUAUUUUGUAUUUAAUAUUUGGAGAGAUGUAUAUAUAUAUAUAUAUAUAUAUAUAUAUAUAUAUAUAUAUAUAUAUAUAUAUAUAUAUAUAUAUAUAUAUAUAUA